UCCGCGAUCUUUCACCCUUCCACCUCCACCACCUCACACACAACCUUUUUGUCUAGAAGAUUCCCGUCGUUCUCUACAAAUACCACUCACGCUCCUUUGAGUCUUGACAGCGCCACUCACUGCAGCGCUCCCGCUAGCCACUAUCCUACUCCACCCUCCAUUCUCCUUCGACCAAGACUCCACACAGACCUACUCAACCUACCUCGUUGCCGCUAUGGCUGCUCCACUAUCUCCCCACCCUGUCUACCACGACCCCAUCCCAACAUCCCGCCGUAACUCCAGUCGCAAGACCAUCUCUUGCCUCUCACGCACUCCCUCCAACGUCGAUGCUCCUCGCACUAGCUGCCCCAAGGACGGUGAUGCAUUCAGUUAUGAUCCCUCUCACCUCCGCCACUGGUACUGUCCCCAAGAGCUCUGGGACCGUCUUCCCAAGCAAGUCCAGUCCUGCCUCGGCGAUGUUCAGCAUGCGGGUGCCGCUGUCCUGACCGGCUUCGAGCGUCUCGACAAGCACCUCGACAACUUUGAUGAUAGUCAAGUCGACCCCAGGGCCACUGGAGACGAGCUUCUGGUCCACCUCGACGAGCUCCCGCCCCCAAAAUUCCGCACAGUCAGCAACGCCAGCAGCGUCUUCCAGUCUGACACUUCUUCGCCUCUCACCAGCGCAUCAUCCGCUUCUCAGUCAGGGAGCGCCUCUCCUACCACUCCCGCCUUCUCUAUGUCUCAGAUCAUGUGCCCUGGCUCGCCCAUCUGCUUGGGUCCCUCGGAGCUCUCCCGCUCACGUGAGCGCUCCUUCUCUACGCCGCUUAGAUCGCACGACGCCAAGUACGCCGCGGAGCUGUCGCAUCUACGUACCGAGGCCCUGCCACGUCUACGCCACAAGUCUUACAAGGUCGAGACCGAGUGGCAGGAGGCCAAGCGUGUCCCGGGCGCCAUAUCUGCAGAUGACAUCAACGCCUUCGAGAAUUUCUGGGCCGAGAAGAAGUUGCUGAUCCUCAGUCUCAAUGAGCGGGGCAAGCGUCUUGCGAGUGCCGCUGGUCUUGCUACCACCGGACUCGGCUGGUGCGCCCCGUAGAGGCUAGUGAGGUGGAUCUCCUCGACUUGGUCACUCGAAAUGGUUCACUGAGCGCAUCGGUCACGCGACAUGGCGCAGCACCCCCAGCUGCAGCCUGUCGACGACCAUGAACUUCUUUUCCUUUCCCAUUUCCUUGAAGUCCUGUUUCCUGGUUUCUGCUUCACUUCCUGUGCGUUACAAGCGAGGAGUUGGUCGGUCGGCAUUUAUUCAUGUAGGCAUCUACACAGCAGAUCGGGAAGAUCUACACUUGGAAUGGACUUGCGUUCACGAUAGAUCUCAUACACGCCCAUGUCUUCACGACGGCGGUCUCACGAGAGAUCCAUUUUUGCCCAUAGCGGCUGCUAUGGAGCAUUCUGGCGGGUUCAACCCGGCUCAUCUUAUAGGCGUAAGGUCAGCUCAGCUCAAAUAACGAAUCAUAACAUCUACAUGACGACUUUGU
Alternaria rosae is the source of this 1511-nucleotide messenger RNA. RefSeq lists its product as uncharacterized. NCBI's taxonomy places the organism in Eukaryota, Fungi, Ascomycota, Dothideomycetes, Pleosporales, Pleosporaceae. The record is from RefSeq and is a predicted model, not a curated record. The transcript is spliced from 2 exons. Bases 215 to 1072 code for a protein of 285 amino acids.